AUGAAACCGCUUGUGUAUCCGUGUCUCUGGUGUCCCAAAAAACCUUGUAUUCAUUAUGACUCUAAUUCGAAUCUCAAGCAGCACCGUGACGGUUACGCCGUCGGCCGAGUUCGAAAACCAUGCGCUGUCAAGGGUGGCUUGGUGGAACUUGGCCGAACUGUACUUUCUCGACAUCAACAGCGCAAAUCGAUCUUGGGAGUUUUCCCCAUCCCUGAGCGACUGCCGGUCAUUGCAGAGGAAGACGAAGAAGAAUCACACCCAAGUGCGAUUGUUAUUGAAGACGACGAAGAUCAAACUGAAGCUGAAGAAAUGCCUUUACCUGAUGAAGAAGACACUGAUCACGAUUCCGAAUGCGAAGAGACCGCCUGUGCUCCUCCGGACUAUGACGAAGCUGAAGAGGACCGGUGCGAUCGGGAAGAUGUGAAUGACAUCGCACCUGAAACCUCAACCACAAACGAUUUCAAAAACAACACAUCAAGGAAACAUGCUCUCCGUCUCAAUGCGUUAAUGGCCCAGGCUAACUUUAUCUCGCGCCGGGUUGCUAGAUCAGCUCCUUGGCGCAGAUAUUUCACACGUGUUGCAAAAAGCAUGAAUCUCAAACUUUUACCCUUGACACCAGGUUACAAUGCGACCCGUUGGAAAGCGGAAUUCGAUUCUCUUAACCGAUUGGUACAGGCACGUAAGUUCUACGAGCAGGCAUUUGGACCUCAGCACCCCCAUACGAUCCGCGCUGGUACACUCUUGCAGGAGAAGUUUGCACAGCGUCAGAAAACGAUUGGCUCACCACAGACUGACGUACCAGCAUCAACCUCUGACUCGAAUUCAACUACCUCAGCGAAGACGAGCUCUGACGUCAAUGUGUUUCAGCUUUUCAAAGCUCAAGAGCCUCAGGCACAGGUAGAUGAAAUGGCUGCUUACCUAAAGGGAACACAUCCGAUGUCGGCUAAGGAUGAUGCUAGGGAAUGCAACGCCAUAUUACCAUGGUGGAGUGUGCGUAUUACUUUCUGGCUUGAAUCAUGA
Melampsora larici-populina 98AG31 is the source of this 1020-nucleotide messenger RNA. RefSeq lists its product as uncharacterized. The record is from RefSeq and is a predicted model, not a curated record. Lineage: Eukaryota; Fungi; Basidiomycota; Pucciniomycetes; Pucciniales; Melampsoraceae. The coding region runs from base 1 to 1020 and encodes 339 amino acids. The transcript has 4 exons.